Molecule: messenger RNA, 1398 nt
Organism: Rhea pennata
Lineage: Eukaryota; Metazoa; Chordata; Aves; Rheiformes; Rheidae
Gene: MRPL28
Product: mitochondrial ribosomal protein L28
Exons: 5
Coding region: 34-774 (246 amino acids)
Cellular component (GO): mitochondrial large ribosomal subunit
Molecular function (GO): structural constituent of ribosome
Source: RefSeq, a predicted model, not a curated record
CCUGGGGGCGGCGGCGGCGGCGGCGGGCGGGCGAUGCCGCUGCACCGGGUGCCGCCGCGGCUCUGGGCCGCGCUGCGGCUGCGCGAGGGCAUUUGCGCGCGGUUGCCCGCGCACUACCUGGCGGCGCUGCAGGACGACACGCCGCCCACGCCCGUGCACUGGCGGCCGCUGGGCGUGCGCUACCGGCGGAACGCGCGCACCGGGCAGCGCGAGCGCGUGCAGGACGUGCCGGUGCCCGUGUACCUGCCGCCCGCCGCUCACGAGGGGCUCUGGGGCGGCGAGGGCUGGAUCCGUGGCUUCCGCUAUGCCCGCAACGAUAAGCUCUCCACCCGGCUGCCGAAGACGUGGAAGCCGCAGCUCUUCAGCCGCCAGUUCUACAGCGAGAUCCUCGACGCGACGCUGACCAUCACCGUCACCAUGCGGACGCUGGACCUCAUCGACGAGGCUUACGGCUUCGACUUCUACAUCCUGAAGACCCCAAAGGCAGAUAUGUGCUCAAAGCUCGGGAUGGACUUGAAGCGAACGAUGCUGCUGCGACUUGCGCGGAAGGAUCCUAAGUUGCAUCCUGACGACCCAGCCAGAAGAGAGGCAAUUUAUCAUAAGUAUCGGGAAUUUGUGAUUCCAGAAGAGGAAGCUGAAUGGGUUGGCCUGAGUUUAGAAGAAGCAGUAGAAAAACAGAGGCUUCUAGAAAAGAAGGACCCUGUCCCACUCUUCAAAGUGUAUGCUGAAGAGCUUGUCAACCAACUGAAAGAAGAUGCACUUCAGAAGAAGUAGAAGAAAAAAAAGCUUUGAAGCAACUCUCUGCUGCAGAUCAAGCUGUGGGGUUCAGUGAGUCUUCUGUCGGAGCCAUGCUUGUGUGGAAAGGGCCACACUGAUAACUGCAACAUCCUCAUGGGAGCACGUGCAUCAAAGUUCAACAGUAGCAGCUUAAAUUCAAUGAAGAGUAGUUCCUGCUGGUUGAGAAAAGAACUUCUGCCUUGUGGCUUCUAAAGGUGUUCAUAUAAGACUGACUUCAUGCGGUUCUUAUGCCUGUGCAAAUAGCUGACUGCUGUUUAGACCCUGAUCCCUGAUACAAAAUGAAACGUGCAUAUUUGGCGUACCCGUAAACUUUUCUGUUCACUGCACACUAAUGUGUUACAGCGUGGGGUUGCAAGACUCGGUGGUGGUGUGACUUAGUUCAGGACACCAGCCCCCUUUUGCAGAAGAGAGAUUGUUGCGCCUUGAAAGCGUGGCCCCAAACCGUGCGCCGCAGGCAGAUGCCUGCCAGCAGGUGGGGCUGAGCUCCCCAGUCACAGCCGCAGCCUGCUGUACCGCUCACUCUAACCCCUCGGGUUCCAGUUCUGUUUCAAGUUCAUGGCUUUUAAACCUUAUAUUGAUAAAAGUUUAAUUGAGACGGGA